Naumovozyma dairenensis CBS 421 is the source of this 1173-nucleotide messenger RNA. It is a transcript of the gene MBR1, whose product is annotated as Mbr1p. The record is from RefSeq and is a predicted model, not a curated record. NCBI's taxonomy places the organism in Eukaryota, Fungi, Ascomycota, Saccharomycetes, Saccharomycetales, Saccharomycetaceae. The coding region runs from base 1 to 1173 and encodes 390 amino acids. The transcript has a single exon.
AUGGAAAAUACGUCUGUAAAUACAAAACCAUUCAAAGAAUUUGGGAAAAAUAAUGAAAUUGAAAAGAUUAAAAUUAAAGCCACGGGAAAACCAAAAUUAAAAUCAAGAUGUUCCAGUAAUAUAUUAUGUUUAAACUUAUUUGAAAGAGCUGUUCAGGAUCCAUAUUGUAGUGGUUGUGAUAUAGAAGAUGAUGAAGCUUCUUUAGCUUCUAUGCUAGAUACUUCAGAUGAAGAAUUGCCAGAUCAAAACUAUAUUCUAUUAUCUCCAUCAGAACAAAAAUGGUACCAAUAUGGUCAAAUUACUGAUGAAAAUAGUGACAUUGGUGAAGUUGAUCCUUUAGAUAGACAAACUCCAAUACUUGAACCCAUAAAAGAUUAUGAUACAUUGGAUGAUGUAUUUUCUUACUCUUUCAAGAGUAAUACACCUACUCAUCCAAAUACCAAUAGGCGUGUAACAAUGACUUCUACGUGUGAUUUUCAAAAAAAUAAUGAUGGUUAUAUUGACAGUUCCCCAGAAUCUCCAAGAAACUUGAGGAAAGUUAAAACAGUACCUUUUCCACCAAAUAGUCAGAAUUAUGAGAAGAAUAUUACCAAUUUUCAAAUCUUAAGAUCUUCACCCUUUCUUCUAAGAAACUCGAGAAGGAAUAGCUCGGAUCUCAUUAGAUCAUUAUCAGAUAAUCCCUCUCGUCAACAGUCAUCAAUUCAAAGCACAAGGUCUUCUAUACUAAAUAUUCCGUCGACAUUUUCUUCAAAUCUGAAUACUACUACUAUUAAUAAUAGUAAUAAUAUUAAUAGUAAUGAUAUUAAUAACAAUAGUAGGUACGGGAGAACUUCGACUAAAAACUCUGGCUUUGACAUUGCAGCAUCUCCUAUACAGCGACGUUACCGACCAAGAUUUUCGCCUGAUUGUUAUUCCUCAAGGAUUCCAUCGCACUUAUAUUGCCUGGAAAACCAUAUUUCCUCAAACCUAGAUGCUUUAUCAUCAUCUUCAAAACAAAAGUAUCUGUGUAGCCCCCAUCGUUCCAUCUCUCACGAUUUGAAGGCAACGUUAGCAAAUUUACAAUCAGAAACAAGGAGUUCUGAGGAACCAAUUGAUAAUAAACUCACCCCUUAUAAUGGAACAACGACAGUAAAACCAUGUGCAACUUCACAUCUCAAUUCAACAACUGAUUGA